Molecule: messenger RNA, 282 nt
Organism: Cylicostephanus goldi
Lineage: Eukaryota; Metazoa; Nematoda; Chromadorea; Rhabditida; Strongylidae
Source: the annotation of a GenBank genome assembly
AGUGCCCCUUCGCAGAUGAAGAAAGCUACCAAGUGGGGAAUAGGAGGCGCCGUAGUUCUAAUUAUCGCCAUCGUCGCCGUUGUUCUAGGUGUAGUCUUACCGGGCAGAAAGAAGGAGGAUAAAGAUGAAGAACUUCCUGUCAUGUACUUUGCCAUGCAUCUCGGUGAUGCAGCACCUGCGCGAUCUCCGCGAAUGUCAGGGCAAUUCCAAAAUCUUAUGGAGGGCGAAUGCAGUCUUGAUUUGGUAUGCUUUUAUAGAAUUUUCCAGAAUGAGUUCAGAUAG